GCCCCCCGUGCGCUCUCGGUCCCUCCCUGGGAACAGGCGCUGCCCACCCAAGGAGGCGACCGGCGCUCCUGCCCCGCUGCCGCUCGCUCACUCACACACAUCACAGACACACACACAUAUACCGUGCGUGCGCCUCUCGCUCCGCACUGGAGUCAGUGCUUGUGCCUGCAGGUUGCUCAGACCUGAAAUCUAAGGGAAAAGCUCAGCGUUUGCGUCGCUGCUCCUGCCGCCGGUGGUGGUAGCGGUGAAGAGAGUGGGUUGUGGGUUUUUUUUGCUUGGUGGCUUUUUUUUUUUCUCUUCCCCCUUGAAUUCAAUGGAUCUGAACUUGGAGCCUUUAGACCUCGGCGGUAUUGGAAUAUCUACAUGCUGAUCAUCUUUGUUGUGACACAUCGAGUCGUUUGGGGAAACCAUCCGAAGACAGCAAGAUGUUUCUCGUUCUCUUGUACUUCGCUUUGCCCUUAGUGGAAGUGAGCGGGCUGCCUGGAGGGGACCGCCUGGACUGCGUGAAAGCCAGCGAUCAGUGUCUGAAGGAGCAGAGCUGUAGUACUAAAUUCAGGACACUGAGGCAGUGUGUAGCCGGCAAAGAGAGCAACUUCAGCCGGGCCACGGGCCUGGAGGCGAAGGACGAAUGCAGAAGCGCCAUGGAAGCUCUCAAGCAGAAAUCCCUGUACAACUGCCGCUGCAAGAGGGGCAUGAAGAAGGAGAAGAACUGCCUGCGCAUUUACUGGAGCAUGUACCAGAGCUUGCAGGGAAAUGAUUUGCUUGAAGAUUCCCCUUAUGAGCCAGUUAACAGCAGAUUAUCAGACAUAUUCAGGCUAGCACCAAUGGUAUCAGUGGAGCCAGUACUUUCAAAGGGGAACAAUUGCUUGGACGCAGCCAAAGCUUGUAACCUAAAUGAUACCUGCAAGAGGUUCAGAUCUGCUUACAUAACCCCCUGCACCAGCAGCACGUCCAAUGAGAUCUGUAACAAGCGCAAGUGCCACAAGGCCCUGCGGCUGUUCUUUGACAAGGUCCCCCCCAAGCACAGCUACGGGAUGCUCUUCUGCUCCUGUCGAGACGUAGCCUGUACUGAGAGGAGGCGCCAGACCAUUGUUCCUGUGUGCUCCUAUGAGGACAGGGAGAAACCAAACUGCCUGAAUUUGCAAGAGUCCUGCAAGAAGAAUUACAUCUGCAGAUCUCGCCUUGCAGAUUUCUUCACAAACUGCCAGCCUGAGUCACGCUCUGUUAGUGGCUGUCUGAAGGAGAAUUAUGCUGACUGCCUGCUUGCUUACUCGGGGCUCAUUGGCACUGUGAUGACACCAAACUACAUCAACUCCAGCAGCCUCAGCGUGGCCCCGUGGUGCGACUGCAGCAACAGCGGCAACGACGAAGAGGAGUGCAAGAAAUUUCUGAAUUUCUUCCAGGACAACACAUGCCUUAAAAAUGCAAUUCAGGCCUUUGGCAAUGGCACUGAUGUGAAUGUCUGGCAGCCAAUCUUACCAGUACAGACCACUACAGCCACAACUACAACAUCCUCCAGACUUAGAAACACAGGGGCAGAGACCACCAACAAUGAAAUACCCUCCCACAAUGAUUCACCAGCAUGUGCAAACCUGCAGGCACAGAAGAAGCGAAAAUCCAAUGAAUCUGUAGAUACAGAGCUCUGUCUUAAUGAGAACGCUCUGGGGAAGGACAACACAGCGGGAGUCUCCACCAGUCACAUAUCCACGGAGAAUUCCCUGGCUCUUCCUACCAGCUCCUAUCUAAGCACACAGCUCACCCUGAUGGCACUUGCACUCUCACUCUUUUUGUCCCUAAGCUCAUCAGUCGUCUUGUAGCUGCAUUACAAAAGGACAAAAGUGUUUAAAAAAAAAUUCAAAAAAAAAAAAAAAAUCUGUUUGCUGUCCUCUGUUGUUUAUCCGGAAUUCCAGGUCUGGGAGCUAAGCUGAGGCACUCCUACUAGAACAGUCUCAGUCAGCUGGAAUUAUUUUUUUUUUUUCUCUCAAAAAAAAAGCUUCUUGUGAUAUUUAGAGGCUUUGUGAAAUACUUGGUGCAGUGCUACAUUCCAAACCCAAAAGGCUUUUGGGCAUGCUGUGUUUUAAAGAGACAGUGUGUAAAUUUGCCUGUAAAGCGACCUGGUUGGUUUAUUUUAAUAAUUAUUAUUUUAAUUCUGGCUUUUACCUGAGAAAGAAGAUGAUGGUUUUCUUAAAAUCUUGUUUAUCACAUUGAAUGGUUUUGGUUUUCAAAUUGAUUGAACUUCAGACUAUCAAGGAUGCCAGGCUUUUGUCUAAUGGUGAAUGUUCUCCCAGAGAGUGGACUUUAUGAAACUUCUUCAUUUGAUAAACCGCUACUGAUGUUAAACUCUUUCAGUGUGUUAGCAUUUUCCUCUUUCAAUGUUUCUGUACUGUAAGUGAUUCUGCGUUCCCUGCUGAAAGCCAUUCUAACUCACAUACAGGUAUAAUGUAUGUCUUUCAGUUCAGUUCUCAUAGAGUGUGGCCUAGAACAUCCUAACAGUACAUUUCUCUUUUAAUUAUAAUCAUCUAGCCUUAACAAGAGUGGAGAUUCUUUACAUUAGCAAGAUGCAGCCAUUGUGAAAGCUUGAUAAAGAUACAUUUCUUUAAAUAUGAGGAACAAAUAUUGCUACAGGGUUUCAGCUGUACAGUCUAUGGUCUUCUAUGCUUCCAUUGUGAUAAUAUAGUCCAGUUAUUAUUAUACUCUUUGUUUAAUAAAAAAAUGACAUACAAUUUAUUUGCUCUGCUAAAACAUCAUCAUCUGUUUAUACAUACCUGAUAAUGUCAGAUCAAACAGCUACAGGAACUUCAUGCCUUACUUCUCUUAUCAAAACAUUGUAGAGGGACAAGAACUAGAAGGAUAUCAUUUAAACCGUGGUUUUUUUCUUAGAACUGCUAAAAUCAACACAAAAGGAUGGUUGAUCCAGUUGCAAGGCAGCAUCAUGCACAUGUACCCCUGUGAUAGGCUUUUCUCACCCUGGUAGUUCCUACCACCGACCUUGGCAUUGCUGACAUGAUGAGCUGUUUGCAAGACCAGCUCCAUGAAUUAAUUUAAUGGUUUGAAUGGCAGUGUUACCAGUACACAUGAUUUAAUGGCUUGGUUCCACUCAGUGGCAUUGGCAGCCUGUGCUGGCUCAUGGUGAUUUCCUGCAGUAUCGAGAAGGAAUUCCUUAAAGCUUUAAAUGUCAUCAGGCAGCAUUUCUCCUAAGGGCUGUCUUUAUACCUUACUGUGAUGGCUUGUUGACUGUUACAAGCAGUUAUGUCUAAGUGAUCAACAGUAAUCAGUUUUGGUUCCUCUUGGAAGUCGAAGAUAACUUCUGCAAGCAAGGAGCUCAUCAUGUUGAAUGUAGAGAUUUACUCUGAGACUUACACAAUUAUGCCCUGUCCUGCUCUGAAAUGUCCAGACCAGUUAUUUGCAAUACAACUCUAAAGUACAAAUUACUAUUUUAUAAACUGCACUGAGGUUUGAGUGUGCAAAGUACACAUCUUGCUAAGAGACUAUUAAACCUAUUGACAAGUUCAUCUUUUGAGAUUUUUCUUGGCUAAUAAUAAACACUUUCAUAAAUUUUGAAAUUCA
This is a messenger RNA of Serinus canaria (Common canary), 3567 nucleotides long. It is a transcript of the gene GFRA1, whose product is annotated as GDNF family receptor alpha 1. Gene Ontology annotation, cellular component: signaling receptor complex; external side of plasma membrane. NCBI's taxonomy places the organism in Eukaryota, Metazoa, Chordata, Aves, Passeriformes, Fringillidae. Bases 426 to 1817 code for a protein of 463 amino acids. The transcript is spliced from 9 exons. The record is from RefSeq and is a predicted model, not a curated record. Gene Ontology annotation, biological process: nervous system development. Gene Ontology annotation, molecular function: signaling receptor activity.